Rana temporaria (common frog) is the source of this 4217-nucleotide messenger RNA. RefSeq names its product fibronectin leucine rich transmembrane protein 3 (gene FLRT3). Lineage: Eukaryota; Metazoa; Chordata; Amphibia; Anura; Ranidae. The transcript has 3 exons. The coding region runs from base 953 to 2896 and encodes 647 amino acids. Gene Ontology annotation, molecular function: protein binding. The record is from RefSeq and is a predicted model, not a curated record.
UGUGAGAUGCUGCUGGAAGUUCAGACUUAGAGCUGGAAGGAUCGGAGUGUUAUGUGUGCGGAGCUCCGGGACUGCACUGUAUACAGGGGGGUGACCGGGAUCACUGCACAGCACUACUGCUAGGAGCCUGCAGGCAGCCUCACCCCCACCCAGGGAUCCCUCAUUUCACAGACUGGAAUAUAUUACACGAGAUCUCUCAUUACUGGAUUUGUUCUUCUGCACCCAGCUUCCAGGAAAUUCUUGCAGCAAGGAAUCCUUAGAAGGAACUACCACAUCACAUUUCUUCUUUUUUUUAUUUUUUUUGUUAAAGAAAACUUCUCAAAUUCACAAAGAACGAAUCACUUCCUGAUAUAAAUCUUCCACUAAUUUUUUACAAUCAAGUUUCACAUCCAGCUUGGAGCCAGAAAUGUUUUCACAGCGGGUGUCAAUGUUUUGGGUUUGUGACUACUGUACAGAGAGCAUUCAUGGCUGAUAUUUGCACAGGGAAGCAUGUACCUACUUUGAAUGCACUAUUUAUUUAAGCUUUUACAUUAUGAAUCGUUCCCCUGGUGUGGAGUUAAUUUUACUGGUCUUGCAGAGGAGCCUUUGUACACGGAAAGGCAGUUUCUGGCAUAAAAAUUAAAGACAACCAAAGGGGAUUAUAAAGAAACCUUUAAUUGGCAAAGGAGGAAUCGCCACGUGGUCGCACGAAACUCGACGCUGCUGAAGUGCACGAUUUGGGUGUCGGUGGUAAACGUUUGCUGUGAUGUGGACAAGAGAUAAUGAAACUCUGUACCUUCUUCUUUGAGUUAGGAUUGUUUGAGUAAAUACUACGAAAGAGGGACUGCUAAAUGAGAUAACCCUGAGCUUGUUAUUCUCGGAACAUAAGGACUUCACAAGAGCUUGCCCUCGGGAGGAUUCAAGGGAACAUCAUCUGACACUUCUCGAGCAGGUAUUGAUUGCUACAUCCCUCAUGAUCAUGAAUGCAGAAGCGUGGAACUUUCUUGUUGCCUGGACUCAGAUGUUACUAUUACUUAUGGCUCCACAGUACGUCAGUGCCAAACCUUGCCCUUCAGUAUGUCGCUGUGAUGGAGGUUUCAUUUACUGCAAUGAUAGGGAUUUGACAUCUAUUCCUUCGGGGAUACCAGAGGAUGCUACAACUCUCUACCUUCAAAAUAAUCAGAUCAACAAUGCUGGGAUACCUUCUGACCUGAAAGGCCUCGACAAAGUGGAAAGGAUCUACCUGUACCGAAACAGUUUAGAUGAAUUUCCAAUUAAUCUCCCAAAAAGUGUUAAAGAACUGCACCUGCAGGAAAAUAAUAUAAGGACUAUAACCUAUGAUGCACUGUCUCAGAUUCCUGCGAUUGAGGAGCUACAUCUAGAUGAUAAUUCUGUGUCUGCAGUUAGUAUUGAGGAUGGCUCAUUUCGAGACAACAUUUAUCUUCGUCUUCUGUUCCUUUCCCGAAAUCACCUAAGCACAAUACCUUGGGGUCUGCCUCGAACAAUUGAAGAGUUACGUUUGGAUGAUAAUCGAAUUUCCACUAUUGCAGAGAUCUCUUUGCAGGACCUCACAAAUCUAAAACGUCUUGUUUUGGAUGGAAAUCUCUUACACAAUAGUGGCCUUGGGGAAAGGGUCUUUAUGAACUUGGUCAAUCUGACAGAGCUGUCAUUGGUUCGAAAUUCUCUACAAUCUCCCCCUGCAAAUCUGCCAGGUACAAAUUUGAGAAAGCUUUACCUUCAAGAAAAUCAUAUGAAUUAUGUGCCACCCAAUGCUUUUGCUGACCUUACCCAACUUUAUCGACUUGACAUGUCGAGCAACAAUCUAACAUCUUUACCUCAGGGUAUUUUUGAUGACUUGGAUAAUUUAACCCAGUUAUUCCUACGCAACAAUCCAUGGUAUUGUGGUUGCAAAAUGAAAUGGGUACGUGACUGGCUUCAGUCUUUGCCUUCCAAAGUUAAUGUUCGUGGGCUGAUGUGCCAAGCACCGGAGCCUGUUAGGGGAAUGACCAUUAAAGACCUUAACAAAGAAUUAUUUGAUUGUAAAGACAGAUUUGAUAACAAUAUUAUACAUAUAACAACGACAACUAUGUUAAAUACUUUGGUGGGUCAGAGGCCAGUAUCUGUGACCAAACAGCCGGAGAUCAGGCCGCCUGAUCUCAACAAAAUCUACAGAACCACGCCAAUACCAGUGAGGAAAAUAAUCACGAUCAACGUAAAAGCUGUCACCAUUGAGACCAUCCACAUUUCCUGGAAAAUUGCUUUACCACUGAAGUCACUAAGACUUAGCUGGCAGUUGGGACACAGCCCAGUUUUUGGAUCUAUUACAGAAACAAUUGUGACAGGUGACAGAACGGAAUAUUUGCUCACAGCACUUGAGCCAGAGUCACCAUACCGCAUAUGUAUGGUUCCCAUGGAAACCGGAAACUUCUUUUUAUUGGAUGAAACACCUGUUUGUAUUGAAACCGAGACUGCUCCACUUAAAAUGUAUAACCCCACCACAACAUUAAAUAGAGAGCAGGAGAAAGAGCCUUAUAAAAACUCCAAUUUGCCUCUAGCAGCUAUCAUAGGUGGAGCAGUGGCUCUAGUGGCAAUCACACUCCUUGCUUUGGUUUGUUGGUACGUCCAUCGGAACGGAUCCUUGUUUUCCAGGAACUGUGCUUACAGCAAGGGCCGUAGAAGAAAAGAUGAUUAUGCAGAGGCGGGGACUAAGAAAGACAAUUCCAUUUUAGAAAUUAGGGAGACCUCUUUUCAGAUGAUACCAAUAAAUAGCGAUCCAAUGACCAAGGAGGAGUUUAUAUUACACACUAUAUUUCCAUCCAAUGGAGUAACCUUGUACAAAACCAGUCACAGUGAAAGCAGCAGUAACAGAAGCUACAGAGACAGUGGUAUUCCAGAUUCUGACCAUUCACAUUCAUGAUGAUUAGAGGCACAAAACUUUUUAUAGAGACUCAAAUGAGUGAAUGGGGUGCACUGUUCCACUGCAAAACACUGGAUUUAAAAAAUGAGACAAAGACUUUGAAGGAGCAAUGUACUGUACAUUUGCCAUAUAAUUUAUAUUUAAGAACUUUUUUUAUUAAAAGUUUCAAAAUUUCAGGUUGCUGCUACAAUUAAAUGUAGUUCGUUGCCUGACCACAAUUCUCUAUUUUAGUAUUUUUUGUAAUUUGUACUGUAUUUUCCUUGCUAAUAUUGAAGUUACAGACCAUUUAACUCUCUUUUGUGUUCUACUGAGUAAAAUGACUUGUUGACUGUGAAAGUGAAUUUUUCUUUUUUCUUUUUUUUCCUGCUGUGUUGAACAAUCAGGAUUUUUUUUUGGUAUUUUUUCUGACCUUUGUAGUAUAAGCACAGACCGGUUUUGCAUAUCAUUCUAAACAUGGUAUAAAUAAAAUGUAGCUACAAAACAAAAUAAAAAAACAGUAUUGAUGGGUCUGUAAAAAAAUAAUAAAAAAAAAACUGUAUACAACAUUAUUCAAUAAACAAAAACAAAACCCUAUGUGUGUAGUAAUGGGCAUUAAUUAAUCUGCCCCCAAAAAAAUGUACUGAUAGUCUACUGCCCCAUAGCACAAAUAAAGCCCCACACGUUUUUUAAUCUAUAAUAAUUACACUUAAACCUGAAACUGGAUCAGCGUUUAGAUACAUGAUCCACACGAAAUAUAAACCCUUUAGAGACUGCGUAAAAGAUAACUCAAAAGUAUUUUACUUUCCCACCAAAAAAAAAUACAUUUGAGCCAAAAAGUAAAAUCAAAUUAUGACCACCUGUUUUCAAUUUAGUUGUUUAAAUUUUAUAUGUUCUAAAUAUUUACUUACAUAAAACAUUUUAUUUGCACUCGAUAUUUUACAUUUUAUAAAGUUUAACCCCCCAAAAAAUAUAUUUUCCUUAAUCAUAAAACAUAGCUGCCAACCAAUCCAUAGUGCCCAUUACUACAUCAUAAUCUAUAUCUAAUUUUUAAAAUAUCAAUCAUGUUAUAUUGCCUUUCCGUUAAUUUAAUAUUUAAGAGAAAUACACUUUUGUUGCCAUACCUCCCCCUCCUAUUGUAUGUUUUUUUUUUUUGUUUUGUUUGUUUUUUUCAGAUAAAUGCCAAGGUGCAUCGUAUGCUCCUUUGGUCAGUAUUGUAUGUGCCUUGAUCCAAUGCUACAUGUAUUCAGCUUUUUCUUUUUUUUUUCGGUGACAAUUUUUCAUACUUGCCGACUAUGAAAAAUAUUGAACUUAUUGCUGAAUAAAAUGAAGAAAUACAUGAGGA